Paralichthys olivaceus (Japanese flounder) is the source of this 2360-nucleotide messenger RNA. RefSeq names its product ATPase H+ transporting accessory protein 1a (gene atp6ap1a). NCBI's taxonomy places the organism in Eukaryota, Metazoa, Chordata, Actinopteri, Pleuronectiformes, Paralichthyidae. The record is from RefSeq and is a predicted model, not a curated record.
CCCCGCAGCUGCAGCGGCAGCGUCCCCGCGGCUCUCGCCGUGUUCCUCGGCUUGUUGAGCGUUCUUCACGCGGGGAGCUGUGACGAGCAGGUGCCGCUGAUCCUGUGGACGAGUGAAGGGAUCUCUUCUCCACGUCAGUCCCCUCCCACCGCCGGUCACAUCGUCGGGCAGCAGCAGCUCGCCACCUACCUGGAGAACGCUCUGAAUGUGGGGCCGAGAAACGUCGUGCUGUUCCUACAGGACAAGAUGAGUGUAGAGGACUUCACCAUGUACGGAGGAGCGUUUGGAAACAAGCAGGACAGUGUUUUUCCCAACCUCGAGGGGGCUCUGAUGUCCUCGUCCUCCCCGCUGGUGUUACCUGCCGUGUCCUGGCCGGCCUCUAAUGCAGUGAUCGGCCAGCUCCAGGACCAAUUGGAAACCUCCCCUCUGUACAUGGACCCUGAGACACUGAGUCAGCUGAGACUCAACGCCUCCUCGCCAGCCCUGCUGGUGUUCAGGCUGCCCUAUGGCGUCGGGGCUGAUCUGAUGUCUGCUAAAGAAAUUCUCAGUGGAAACGACGAGGUGAUUGGUCAGGUGUUGAGCAUCAUGAAGACCCAGUCUGUUCCAUACACAGCCAUCUACACGGCCCUGCGACCCUCAAGGGAGGCAGCGUCUCUCUCCAUGGAGGCCGGCGUUGGUGGAGGACGCUCGCUGCUGCAGGCCAGAGGAGGACACAGGGAGAGGGAUAGAGAGAGGGAGAGGCAGCGGAGGAUAAAGGAGAAGGCUGGGAUCUAUGCUCCAGUGGAGUUUAAGGAGGGGGACGACACCUGUAUCCUGCUGUGGGCUAAAGGCCUCUCGGUGAGCAUCCUGCGGAGCGGAAGCUGGGAGGAACACGACCUGACCUCGUCCACCUUCGGAGAGGGAGUCAGCCCAAAACUCCACGGCUCGAGCUGCGACAAAACCAGAGCAAAGUUGGUUCUCAGUUAUGAGAACGUCCUCGGCCACCGCAGCUUUAAACUCAUCUUCGCUAUGAGCCAGCGCCACUACAAGGUGUCCGCACGCCGCUGGUUCACACUGGACGCUGUGGAGCUGGAGUACGACGGGACCAAAGCCACAUUCAACGGCAGCAGAAACGUCUACGCCCCCGCUGAGUACUCAUACCGCUGCGAGUCCGUCACCAGCUUCCGUUGGCCGCUGCUCGUCCCGCGCUCAUCCAAAGAUCCAGCCAAUCAGUGGAGGGUCUCUUUUGAAGACCUCCAGAUUCAGGGCUUUAACGUUACCGGCAGUGAAUUCUCGUACGCCAGCGACUGCGCCGGCUUCUUCUCUCCUGGGAUCUGGAUGGGCCUGAUGACCAGUCUGCUCAUGGUCCUGGUUCUCACCUACGGUCUGCACAUGAUUAUGCAGCUCCACACGAUGGACCGCUUCGAUGACCCCAAGGGCCCGGCCAUCUCCGUCCCCCAAACAGAGUGACGUCCGUCCUCCCUCCUGUCCCCUCUCUCACUGUAAUGCUUCCUCUCCUCCCUUUACAUUCCUCUCCACCUCCAUCUGUAGUUGGGCAUUACACAGCAUUAGUGAAGUUGUCAGAAUAAGAGUUUACUCAUCAUACAUGUUUUAAAAUGUGCGUCCUCAGUUUCCAGGCGGUUGAUGUUCGAGUUUCUCUGAAAGAUAAAAACCUGGAGGAUCGUCUGAGACGCACCUGAAUUCAAAACAUUUUCAGUUUGCUUCAUCUGUUCAAGUGUUUGAACCAGUUCAACGGGAAUCAAGUUAAAAAUCUCUUUUGCUCCUGAAUAUGUUCCGUGUUGAUUCUGGAAACAUCUUCAGAGCCGUGGAACAUUUGUUUAUCCUCCAGAGAAACUUGAACACAUGAGGUUUCAAACCUCCGUGGAUCAAUGUGUCCGACAUGAAAAGGGAAACAACUGUACAUAAAGGGUCAAAAAUAACUUAUAAAAGUGAAAAGUACUAUGAAAUGCUAUUUAUUGACGAGACUACCGUCGUUUGUGUGUGUUUACAAUUGUGUCUGUGAGUAGACGAGUGAACCGUAGGUAUCGAAUGAAGGGAAACAUGAUCCGGGCAGAUGAUCGAUCAAUAACAUCCAUUAGAUUCCAUUAAGUUCAGGUCAAAGGGAGAUUUUGACCAAUAAGAUUAUUUUAUUAUUUAUUGAAGAACGACACAGUCAAACAUUUCCAGGUGUUUGUGAAUAAUCCUCGUGGUUUUCUUACUUUGACUUUUUAUAGUCCAACUCACGACUGCACUGAAAUAUGAUAAAUGUGAACUUGUUAUUUAUUUUGUGUUGAUUUGUGGUGAACAUUAACGAUGUGAUGUUCUGAGUGUGGUCCUGUGUCGUGCUGCUGCUGUGACCCCAAUAAAACGUGUGAAAACAG